This is a messenger RNA of Perca flavescens (yellow perch), 1266 nucleotides long. Its product is annotated as retinoic acid-induced protein 3. NCBI's taxonomy places the organism in Eukaryota, Metazoa, Chordata, Actinopteri, Perciformes, Percidae. The record is from RefSeq and is a predicted model, not a curated record. The coding region runs from base 1 to 1266 and encodes 421 amino acids. Gene Ontology annotation, molecular function: protein kinase activator activity; G protein-coupled receptor activity. The transcript is spliced from 3 exons. Gene Ontology annotation, biological process: G protein-coupled receptor signaling pathway. Gene Ontology annotation, cellular component: extracellular exosome; intracellular membrane-bounded organelle; signaling receptor complex.
AUGGCUUUUUUACCAGAGAAGCACAAAUCCCUUUUCCCCAUCCUUCCCCUCCUCCUCCUCUUCUAUGUCCCUCUCACAUGUCUAUGCCAGUCAACUAACAGCAGCUCAAUCAAUGCCACAACCAACCCCCCACCCACUUCCUCAAAUGGUACUUCCCUGAAGGGAGUGCCAGGCUGCGCCACAGAUCUGAACCCCAUCUACAGGUACCUGUGUGACCGCCGGGCAGCGUGGGGUAUCGUUGUGGAGACCCUGGCCACGUCGGGCUUCCUGUUCAGCAUUGGUCUCCUCCUAGCCCUGCUGCUCUGGUCCCUGUGUAUCUGUAUCUCAUCGAGGAACCAGCGCAGCAGCAUCGGAGCCACCGUGGCCUGCAUGUCCAUGUACCUGUUGGCCACAGCUGGGAUCUUUGCCAUCGCCUUCUCCUUCAUCAUCCGCCUCACCCCUCAGACGUGCCCCACCAGGGUCUUCCUCUUCAGCGUGCUCUUCUCCCUGGCUUUCUCCUGCCUGCUGGCCCGCUGCCUGGCUCUGCUGGGCUACGCAGCGGCCCGGGGCUGGGGGGAGCCUGCUCUGGCGCUGGGGCUCUCCACCGUGCAGGUCAUCAUCUCUACCCAGUGGCUGAUCGUAGUGUUGGUCCGGGACAAUAAACCAUGCGGGUACAGCCAGGAGGAAUUUGUCAUGCUGCAGAUCUACGUGCUGUGCCUCCUGGCUAUCGGCCUGAUCUUCGCCCUUCACUUCCUGCACCGCUCCUGCUUCACGUACAGCUACAGCUACACGGGGGCCCUCCGCCAGCAGAGCCAAACACAGGCCGCGCUGCUCUUCAUCACGCUGCUGCUCUCCGCCUGCGUCUGGGUGGUGUGGAUCACCAUGCUCAUCAGGGGGAACCCGGAGGUGGGCCACCGGCCGCAGUGGGAUGACCCGGUGCUCAGCAUCGCCUUGGUGGCAAACGGCUGGGUGUUACUGAUGGGGCACGGGUUGGCCCAGAUUGCCUUCUUCUGCAGGGGGGAGGCCAGGUCCAAGGAUGUCCCUCUGAGCUUUGCAGGCUGGACCAGCCCCAGCGCUGAUAUACCAGGACUGGCCGGCCCGAAGGAAGGGAAAGAAAACGGAAGCUAUGAGAGCGAUAGUGAGAACAGGAGAGGCAGGAGGACAGAGAAAUCGCUGCGAUCGCCCUACGAGUCUGGAUUCGCCGUGACAAACAUCGACCAUAACAAAGAUUACACCAUUCCUCGGCCGCAGACCACCAACUACACGGAACCCUAUGAGGAUUACUGA